This is a messenger RNA of Sphaeramia orbicularis (orbiculate cardinalfish), 2441 nucleotides long. It is a transcript of the gene il11a, whose product is annotated as interleukin 11a. Gene Ontology annotation, molecular function: growth factor activity; cytokine activity. Bases 404 to 1009 code for a protein of 201 amino acids. Gene Ontology annotation, cellular component: cytoplasm. Gene Ontology annotation, biological process: positive regulation of cell population proliferation; positive regulation of MAPK cascade. NCBI's taxonomy places the organism in Eukaryota, Metazoa, Chordata, Actinopteri, Kurtiformes, Apogonidae. The record is from RefSeq and is a predicted model, not a curated record. The transcript has 5 exons.
AUUGGACUUACCACACUCGCAUCCCUCUCUCUGCAUUUCUGUUGCCUCUCUCCAAUCUAAGUGUCUCUACUUUCAGUACUCCAUACAGACUACAGGGACUCAUCUCAAACUUUACUUCCAACAGCAAAGUUUGACGAUAUUGAUUUUUCUCCUCCGCUCUCCUCUCCUCUCCUCACUGAGUGCUUCAGUCAUCACUCUGCUCUCUCUCAUUCAUUCUCCCUCGUCCUGACAACUUUCCUCCUCACUCUGACUGAACAGCGCGAAGAAGAAACCGGAGCACGUGACAAUUUCCGGAGUUCAGUUUAUUUAUUAAUUUAUUUAUUUAUCUACGUUUGUUUGCUUUGUUUUUUGUUUUUUUUUUGGGUUUUUUUUUUUUUUACCUAUCCCUCGGAUCCGAGUCAUUAUGAAAUUGCUUCUGGACUCCUCCUCAUCACUCCUGUUCUCGCUGCUAUUGGCUCAGCUGCCUGUUUUCACGUCUGCCUCUCCAGUACCUCAUCGGAGGCCUAGUGACAUGGACAGACUGUCCAAUCAGACCAAAAAUCUAAUGAAGCUCACCCAAGAACUGCUGAGGGAGCAUGCUUUUGACUCAGACGUGGAGCCCCACAGGUUCAGCUCUCUGCCAGAAAUGAGCAACAGAUCAGCCAAUGACCUCAACAAUCUUGAGCUGAAGCCCACACUCUCUCAACUGCAUGCUGACCUGAAGCUGUAUGAGCACCACUUUGAGUGGCUGAAUAAGGUCUCAAAGAAGCACCACCACCCUGCACUGCCAAAGCUGGUGGAGAUGAUCAGAGAAAUGAAAUCUCUCAUUAAUCUGCUGCACCGUCAGAUGUUGAGAGUUGAAGCACCAAGGUUGACUCCGGCGACCCCGUCCCUCCCUCCUCAUCUCCCCUAUCAGUUUGAUGUUCUUCAGUCUACUCAUGAGCUUCUCCAACACUUCAAGCUCUUCUGUGAUUGGGCAUACAGAGCAUUCAUCAGCCUCAAGCCCAAAGUUACUGUAGUACAAUCAUGAUUCAGAAACUGUACGGCUGCACAGAAAGGGAGAAGGCAUGAUGUGCCGCUCAGCCAAAGGGCAGUCAGAACCACAUUAGUGUGAACUGAGACAGGAGCAUCCCAAAAAGAGGCCAAAAUGUCAGCCAGUGACAUGUGUGUUGAAGAACGUGUCUUUCCACCAAAGCCAAUGGGGAUGCGCUACACUGCAGCUAGUUUCAACCAAGAUUUAACAUUCACAUCCACAAAAACUGCCAGUUUAAUUACAAUGAACAUGUCAUGAUUUCCUAAACUCGUUCCUGAGGGCCUUGUUCGCGGCCAUGUUAUUUAUGUAUUUAUUUAUUUAUUGACUGUUUUUAUCUAAUUUAUUUAAUUCUAUUUAUUUGACGUUGUAAUGUGUCACUCUCUUCUUUAUUUCUGUAUUAACGUGAAUUUAGUUGCCCGUAUCUUUGUUAUCCUUCUUUUUGACUUGUGUCUCACUGAUCUUCAAGAAAAACACAGUAGCACUUCAUAAACCAAUAGCUCUGAUAAGGUUUUUUUAGACUAAAUCUUUUUGUAUUUCUUCAGUCAAUAAUUCUUCCAGUAGAUGUAGCAUACAUGUAAACCAGCCAAUGUUUUCACUAUCUUUUACUUACAGUGCCCUUAAACAUUUUAGAGGAUCGUAGUAGAAUCUUCUAAAAAUGUUAAUGUUAAAUGUGCCACAUAUUUAAAAAAAAAAAAAAAAUCAUUUGAUGGCCUUUAUAUAAAUCGUAUUUUUCUGUAAACAUCUGAAUGGUAUCUGGAGAGAAGUGAAUACUUUCUUUUGUACCACAGACAGAGUUUCUAUUUUCGAAGCCUGUUUCUCACAUUGUGCAUGAAGAGGCAUAUUAAGACAUUGUGGUAAAGUUGUAUGAAUGUGCCCUGUUGUUGAGCACUGAUGGACCUGAUUAGAUUCUUUGCACAAACCUGUUAGGAUUAGCCUCUUGGAUAAGUGAGAUGGCUGAUUUUCAACCUGUGCUUUGGGAUAGAAAACGUUUAGUUUUUUUUAAAUUAUUAUUUAGAUAAACACCCAAAGCCUUAAAAUACUAUGUAUUGUGACACUAUGUUCUGUACAGGUGUACAUAAAUGGAAUGUAAAUUGUUGUAAAUUGUAUACAGUGCUUUUGUGUAUUAUGUUGUUUUCUACAGUAUAUUGUAGAAUACUUUGCUAAUUUUAUCACUAUAAUUGUCCAUUCCUAUCCUAGUAUUUGUUACAGUAUUGACUAUUUAUUUAAGUACUUUGGUGGAACUAUUUAUUUUGUGCUGCAGCGGAGCGAGUCUCCUAUCUUUUUGUACUUUUAUACAGUUUUUAUUCUUAUUUACUAUAAUUAUAUCAUCAUGUUUAAAUUAUUGUUGUAACAUCAAGAUGCCUCUUCCACACACUGAUUGGCCUCAAUGUGAAAUAUGUGCCUUGUUGAAAUAAAUGAAUGUGCACAA